AUGCGGGAUCCUAGGAUCACCCUAGUGCUCCAUUUAGAGGGCUGCACUAAAGCGGAUGCUGGCUCGGGCCUCUUUGCCCUCUGCACUCUGGAUGGAACGUUGAAGCUCAUGGAGGGGGCGGAUAAGCUGCUGUGGUCCGUGCAGGUUGAUCACCAGCUCUUUGCUCUGGAAAAACUGGAUGUUACUGGCAAUGGGCAUGAAGAGGUGAUUGCCUGCGCCUGGGAUGGCCAGACGUACAUCAUCGACCACAAUCGGACUGUGGCCAGAUUCCAAGUGGACGAGAACGUCAGCGCGUUCUGUGCUGGCCUCUAUGCAUGCAAAGGAGGCCACAACAGCCCCUGCCUGGUUUACGUCAGUUUCAACCAGAAGAUCUACAUCUACUGGGAUGUGCAGCUGGAGAGAAUGGAAUCCACCAACCUGCUGAAGAUACUAGAGACCAACCCAGAAUACAGGGACCUUCUGCAGCAGCUGGGCGUGGAUGGAGAUGAUGUCUCGGCUGUCAAAGAUCUGAUUCACAAGACCCUGUACUUCCCAGAAAAGCAGCCACAGAACAGCCCUUGCCAACAUCGGGGCCCUGCUGGAGCAGACUCCUCCAGUCACCCCACCGUUGCCCAAGACUCGUGCCUCCUCUCACAGCAGCAGCUUUCUUCCGAGGUGUGAUCUCACACACAGAGGUGAUUUGUUUCCCAUGGUACUAAUAACAGGGAGGUGUGUGGCUGAUGCCUGAAGAAAACUAGGCAGCUCCAGCAACAGCGCUGGCAAAAGGAACCCAAACUGCUCUUGGUAGGAAUGCAAUCAGGAGAAAGUUGAACCCUCAUUCUGAUCGCUCACAUAAAGACUGUGGGCCAAGCUCAUCCCUGGGAUGACUUUAUACAGAGCAGUCAAGAACUGGACAAUAAAUUGAAUCCAUUCUAAACGUUGUUCUGUGAUGAUGACCAGCCUUGCAGCCAGUAGUGCCACUGUGCCUCCCAGCCUUGCACAUCUGCAGCAGCUGCAGUAGUGCUACUCUGCCUUCCACCACUGGACACCUGGAACAGCUAGAAAGAGCAUCAUUUUGCUUUCCAGCCCUGCUCAUGUGUA
Molecule: messenger RNA, 1080 nt
Organism: Terrapene triunguis (Three-toed box turtle)
Lineage: Eukaryota; Metazoa; Chordata; Testudines; Emydidae
Gene: ITFG2
Product: integrin alpha FG-GAP repeat containing 2
Exons: 8
Coding region: 1-660 (219 amino acids)
Biological process (GO): regulation of TOR signaling
Cellular component (GO): KICSTOR complex
Source: RefSeq, a predicted model, not a curated record